AUGUCGUAUAGGGGGUUUGGUCUAGAUACAGCUGGUGCUGCUGGGCCUAAGAAGCACUAUUCUGAAAUGACACAAGAAGAACAGGCUGAAGAAGGUGCCAAACAAAUGAUUGAAUUUAUGUCAUCAUGUCCUGGAAAAGCUGCAAUGUCUGGUGUCACUGGUUUUGGUUUGGGUGGUGUUUUCGGUUUAUUCAUGGCUAGUGUAAGUAAAUCUAUUAAAGUUUUGGUGUAUUUAAUAAUACUAACAUCCCUCAAGAUGAGUUAUGAUGUUCCAAUCGGUGGUAAUCAAGCAAGUCAUAUAUCAGAUCUUCCAUGGAAACAACAAGUUAAGAUCCAAUUCAGUGAUAUGGGUAAAAGAGCUUGGUCUAGUGCAAAGAACUUUGGUUACAUUGGUAUGAUUUAUGCUGGUGUCGAAUGUGGUGUUGAAUCAGUAUGUUGA
Molecule: messenger RNA, 438 nt
Organism: Hansenula ciferrii
Lineage: Eukaryota; Fungi; Ascomycota; Saccharomycetes; Phaffomycetales; Wickerhamomycetaceae
Gene: TIM22
Product: translocation channel protein TIM22
Exons: 1
Coding region: 1-438 (145 amino acids)
Biological process (GO): protein insertion into mitochondrial inner membrane
Cellular component (GO): TIM22 mitochondrial import inner membrane insertion complex
Molecular function (GO): transmembrane protein transporter activity
Source: RefSeq, a predicted model, not a curated record